CACGGGCUGUGAGCAGCACUAACCUUGAAACAGAAUAGCCAGAGAGUGACUUGAUAUUGGGGAAUUGAAAAGCUUGAAGCUUUGGCAUCCUCCUGUCCUGUCUGCCUUCAGAUUUCAAAGUUGAAAGCUUUUAGGGUGAGUUUGUUCUCUCUCGGAGUAGCUUGUUUAUUUCAUUUCCGAAAUGUUUAAUCUUCCUAGGAAAACCAUUAGUAUCUUUCAUAGGCUUUCUUCAUACAUUGUUAUGUACAAGUCGCCCUCAUUCCUCAGAGUUAGAUGCAUCUCAACCACCUGUUCAGACCUAUCUCAAUCUUUUGCAUACUCUUACCUUAUAGACAAAUUUGGGUUCUCCCAGCAAUCUUCUUUGGCGGCUGCCAAGUAUCUCCGUUUUAAAACCCCAGAUAAACCUGAUUCUGUCAUUGCAUUUUUGGAGAACCAUGGGUUUUCAAAAACCCAAAUACAACAAAUCAUCAGGUUACGGCCGAACCUGCUGUAUUCUAAGGUUGAGAAUAACCUUUUGCCCAAACUCGAGUUUUUCCGAUCUAGAGGUGUCUCAAGCCCUGACCUUAUCAAAUUCUUAUUUAACAACCCCACUAUUUUAUCUCGUAGCUUAGAGAAUCAGAUUGUCCCUUGUUUCAAUCGCCUUAGCAAUCUGCUCCAAUCUGAUGACAAGGCUGUUAAAGCUAUAAAACGUUACCCAUUUCUUGUCACAUGUAAUUUUGAUGCUUAUAUGUUACCUAAUAUCAAUUUUCUGCUGGAUAAUGGAGUGCCUGAAUCAAAUAUCAGAGCAAUGUUUCUUUACCAUCCUAGAUCCUUUGUCAUGAUCCCUGAUCGGUUUAUAGAGAUUGUGAAAGAAGUGAAGGAAAUGGGGUUUGAUCCUUUGAAGAUGAAAUUUCUUCGUGCUGUCAUUAUGUUUAGAAAAAUGAGCAAAACUAUCCUGGAGAGAAAAUUUGAUGUUUACAAGAAAUGGGGUUGGUCUGAACAAGAGAUUUGGGAAGCUAUUCGAAAGACUCCACAUUGUAUGGACUUUUCAGAGGAAACAAUUAUGGCAACGAUGGAUUUUCUUGUGAACAGAAUGGGCUUUAAGCCUUUGCUCAUUGCCAAUCAACCAAGUGUUCUAUGUCGAAGCUUGGAGAAGCGGAUUGUUCCAAGGGGACUGUAUGCUCAAGAGUUGUUAUCAAAAGGUUUACUGAAGAAGUAUACAUUGUCUGGAUUGUUUGACACUUCAGAAAAGGUAUUCAUACAGAGCUUUGUUAACCGAUAUGAAGACAUAGCACCAGAGCUGUUAAAGCUGUACAAAAAAAAAGUGGAUCUUGCCACAGGAGGCAAAUAUAGAACAAGGAAGUUGUAGAAUAAGCACUUGCUAAAGUAUGGUAUUAGCAAUGAAAUGCCACCCUGUGAAUAAUCCAGCUAUUCAAACAACAAAAGAAACUAUAGGUUUGGUGUGCCCUCAACGGAAUAAAAAGAAUGUUUUCUUUGAAAAUAAAGUGAGAGAUAUGGUUGUGCAGGAGAAAUUGAAAAAAGAUGAUUGUAAUUCUUAUUAUGAUUCAGUGUUAUUGAAAGUCCUUGCCAUGCCUUCUUAAUAUGUGCUUGAUCGAAGAAUAGUAAUCUUGCUCAAAGUGCAACUGUGAAGUGAGUCUUAUUUGCAGAGCUUACCAAUGUCUUGGGUACACUAGAUGAAAUGAGUCUUAUUUGCAGAGCUUACCAAUGUCUUGGGUUCAUUAGAUUGUUUUCAUACAAAGUAGUUUUGCAGUUCCAAGAAUGCUGCUGUGGCAAAGAACACCUUACAAUGUUAUGACAUAAUCACAUGAAGAAGUGGUGCUACAGCUGUAAUUUAAAACAAAUGGAAAGGCAAUAUUCCAUCCUUGUUUUCGUGUUGCCAAACUCUUGGGCAUUUUUAAUACUAGGAUCAAGCAUUUUAGUAUGUAUUCUCUUGUCAAUUUAGAAUAAUACUUUCUCUAAGUACCAUGGAGUGUGGAGUAGAAG
This is a messenger RNA of Theobroma umbraticum, 1983 nucleotides long. Its product is annotated as transcription termination factor MTERF15, mitochondrial-like. NCBI's taxonomy places the organism in Eukaryota, Viridiplantae, Streptophyta, Magnoliopsida, Malvales, Malvaceae. The record is from RefSeq and is a predicted model, not a curated record. Gene Ontology annotation, biological process: regulation of DNA-templated transcription. Gene Ontology annotation, molecular function: double-stranded DNA binding.